Molecule: messenger RNA, 417 nt
Organism: Prunus armeniaca (apricot)
Lineage: Eukaryota; Viridiplantae; Streptophyta; Magnoliopsida; Rosales; Rosaceae
Source: the annotation of a GenBank genome assembly
AUGGCAGACUUACCAAAGUUUUUUGCCCUUAAGUCAGUCAGGAACCAGAAAUACGUGGUUUUCAAAGACCAAUCCACGGCAGAGCUGCCAAAUAGGCUCGAAGCCUCCGGAGAGGAAAGGCAAAGCAAAUACGCAAGGUUCAAAGCAGAGAAGGACAUAAACCAACCCAGUCUGGUGCAUAUAAAAUCCACGUACAACGACAAAUACUUGAGAACGGCAGGCCAAGACAGUACGUGGCUUGUGGCCGAUGCUGAUGAGAAGCAGCCAAAUAAAAACCAGUGGUCAUGUACACUCUUCAAGCCUGUGGUUUUGCAAAAACCGGCACCAUACGUCGACGGCGUAUACCAGUUCGUCCACGUGCAAUUGGAAACACCCAUCAAUAUCCCUGCCUUCAUUGUCGAAAAACUUCCAGGUUGA